Molecule: messenger RNA, 3063 nt
Organism: Elephantulus edwardii (Cape elephant shrew)
Lineage: Eukaryota; Metazoa; Chordata; Mammalia; Macroscelidea; Macroscelididae
Gene: SYNPO
Product: synaptopodin
Exons: 2
Coding region: 325-3063 (912 amino acids)
Biological process (GO): spine apparatus assembly; positive regulation of actin filament bundle assembly; modification of dendritic spine
Cellular component (GO): nucleus; spine apparatus; stress fiber
Molecular function (GO): actin binding
Source: RefSeq, a predicted model, not a curated record
CGGAGCACUAGCUUCACUGAGAAGGAUCUGAAAGAGGCCAAGGCGAGGAGCCAGCAGAUCGCCGCCCAGCUGACCACCCCUCCCAGCUCCAACUCGCGUGGCGUCCAGCUCUUCAACAGGCGCCGGCAGAGGGUGAACGAGUUCACCUUGGAGAGCCACGGCCGGAGAGGCCAGAAGCCCAGUCAAGAGUGCCUCAAAGUGCUCCCUGCCAGCCCCACAGGCCAUGCCCGGGGACUCUGCCUGAGUCCCCCAUUACUCCCUGAGCCAAGCCUUCCCAGGACCCCCAACCCUCAGAGCCCUGGGACAGGCAUCCCUGGCCCCAGCAUGGAGGGCUAUUCAGAUGAGGCCAACUUGCUGCGGCACCUGGAGAAGGUGGCCAGUGAGGAAGAGGAGGUGCCCCUGGUGGUUUAUUUAAAGGAGAAUGCAGCCCUGCUGACAGCCAACGGGCUCCACCUGUCCCAGAACCGCGAGGCCCAGCAGGCCCCACCAACCCCGCCUGCUGAAGUCCAUACCCCAACGGCAGAUGUCAACCAGAACCUUCCCCCGCCCAGUGACACGCUCCCUACACCAGCUUCUAACAGCAACCACAACCCGCCAGCCACAGAUGUCAACCAGAACCCACCGACAACUGUCAUUCCUCAAAGCCUGGCCCUUUCUAGCACCCAAAAGAAUUUGUCUGAGGAACAGCUCCCGCCCAAUGGCACAGUGCCAGAUUCCAAGCCCAGCACUCCGUGUGCUGGCGGGCAACCCCAGGCACCAGCUGUGGAAGUGAAAUCCAGCACACUCCUUAUUGAUAAAGUAUCCACACCAACUUCCACCACCAACACCUUUUCCAGGGAAGCCACGCCCAUCCCCAGCUCAGAGGCCUCAACCCCAGAAUUCAUGUCCAGCUCUCUGCUGAUCGAUAUCCAGCCUAGCACCCUACUGGUGUCAGGAGAACAAGAGAUGUUUGGGCGACCAGCCCCCACUACGCCCACAAAGAUGUACAGUGAAGUCCACUUCACCCUGGCUAAGUCCCCUUCAGUGGUCAACAGGACGGCCAGGCCCUUUGGGAUCCAGGGAGCAGGGGGUGCCAGCCAAAUGGAACGAAGCCCCAUGGUAGAGAGACGACAUUUUGGGGAGAAAGCCCCAGCUCCCCAGCCUCCCAGCAUUGCAGACAGAAGUCCCCAGCCACAAAGACAUGUAAUGUCCCACAGCCCAAUGAUGGAGAGGAGGCCCUUGGUGCAACGAAGCCCGGCUUUGGAGAGACGACCCAUGGGGAAUUUCACCCCACCUCCCACCUACGCUGAGACCUUGUCCACAGCUCCCCUGCCUUCCCGGGUUAGGUCACCACCCUCUUAUUCUGCCCUGUACCCCAGCUCUGACUCUAAACCAUCUCAUAUGAAAAGCCAAGGAGUUCCCACCAGCAAGACAGGCAUUCUGGAGGAGUCGAUGGUUCGUAGGGGCAGCCGGAAGUCCAUGUUCACCUUCGUGGAGAAGCCUAAGGUGACCCCGAACCCAGACCUACUGGAUCUGGUGCAGACGGCCGAUGAGAAGCGGAGGCAGAGGGACCACGGCGAGGUGGGCCUGGAGGAGGAGCCCUUCGCAUUGGGGGCCGAGGCCUCCAACUUUCAGCAGGAGCCAGUGCCCCGGGACAGGGCCAGCCCCUCAACAGCUGAGGAGGCUGUCCCAGAGUGGGCUUCGUGCCUCAAGUCCCCCCGCAUCCAAGCCAAGCCAAAGCCCAAACCCAACCAGAACCUGUCCGAGGCCUCCGGGAAGGGGGCUGAGCUCUAUGCCCGCCGGCAGUCCCGGAUGGAGAAGUACGUUAUUGAGUCUUCAGGUCACGCUGAGCUGGCCCGCUGCCCUUCACCCACUAUGUCCCUGCCUUCAUCCUGGAAAUACUCCACGAAUGCCCCUGGGACCCUCCGAGUGGCCUCUCGAAGCCCAGCCAGGACCCCGCCUGCCUCCCUCUACCAUGGCUACCUGCCUGAGAAUGGGGUCCUGCGCCCAGAGCCCACCAAGCAGCCACCAUACCAGAUGCGGCCCUCGCUCUUUGUCCUCUCGCCCAUCAAGGAACCUGCCAAGGUCUCAGCAAGAGCUGCCUCUCCCAGAGCUGCCUCACCUGCCAAGCCGAGCUCCCUCGACCUGGUGCCCAACCUGCCCAAAGCGGCCCUGCCAGUGUCUCCUGUCCUGCCUCGGCCCUCGCGCUCCUCACCAGGCCUCUACACCUCACCCGGCCAAGACGGCCUCCAGCCCACUGCUGUGAGCCCAACCUACAGCAGUGACAUCUCCCCCGUGUCUCCCUCCAGGGCAUGGUCCCCUCGAGCUAAGCAGGCUCCACGGCCCUCCUUCUCCACCCGCAAUGCAGGGAUCGAGGCGCAGGAUCGCCGCGAGAACCUGCCCACCUCCCCACCCUGGACACCCGGCGCCUCCCGGCCCCCCAGCAGCCUGGACGGCUGGGUGAGCCCAGGGCCGUGGGAGCCUGGCCGUGGGAGCAGCAUGAGUAGCCCCCCGCCGUUGCCGCCUCCGCCGCCCAUGUCCCCCUCGUGGAGCGAGCGUUCCAUAUCCCCACUGCGACCCGAGCCGGAGACGCGGCCACCCAGUCGCCAGCUGCAGGCGCUACUGGCGCGAAACAUCAUCAAUGCGGCCCGGCGCAAAAGCGCCUCCCCGCGGCCCGCGGGCGCCGAGAGCCUGCGGCCCUUCUCCCCGCCGCAGGCGCCGCCGGCGCCGCCGCCGCCACCACCACCACCACCACCACCACCACCGCCGCCGCGCAUGCGCUCGCCGCAGCCGGCGCGUCUGAGCUCGGUGGCCGCGCCAGGGGCCACGUUCGCGCCCAUCCCGCGGAGCCAGCUGCCCGCCAGGCCCUCGCCUUGCGCCAGCCCCCGGAGCCCGCUGCCAGCGCCGCCCAGGCCCUUCCCCUACCGCCGUUCGCCCACGGACUCCGACGUGUCCCUUGACUCCGAGGACUCCGGAGCCAAGUCUCCAGGCAUCCUUGGCUACAACAUCUGCCCCCGCGGGUGGAACGGCAGCCUGAGGCUCAAGCGCGGCAGUCUCCCUGCCGAGGCCUCUUGCACCACAUAA